CCUCCUCCUCCUCCUCCUCUGUGAAGACAGAGGGGGGCAGGUCCUGUUGUAGUGGGCUCUAUUACUGCCUUGGCAGGUAAUGCUGUGUCUCACACGGGGCUUUAAGAGCCUCAGUGCUUCUGUAGUUAUAACUAUAGCGAGGUGACCUCGUUUCAGCACCGCGGCUCGCUAACAGCUCCAGAGCACGGCAGAGAUUUGGUCAGCCCCUCCCCGCCCGGUGCGUCUCACACAGCGGGUAACCAGGGCGCAGCCUCCGUCAACAGUUUCAGCACCAGCGGCGCGGAGCUGUCCAAACAUUCAGCACUUUUCUUCUUCCUGGGGUGGAAACAAGAUCACAGAGGAGAAACGAAAGCCAGGUUAAAGGCGAGGUUUCUCUAGGACCAAACGAGACAGCGUAUUUCAGGAUGGCGUCAAAAUACUUUGGCCUCUUCGUCCUUUUCCAGCUUCUAGCCCUGAGUGUAGUGAGCCAGAUAUCUGCCUUCCCCACACCUACUACAGCUUCAACUGAUGAUAAAACUGUGUACAAUAGACAGUUGACAGAGGAAAGACCACUACAAGAGCAGAUUGCUGAAGCAGACAGCGUGAAGGCUGCAGUACAGUCAGCUGAGAGCAAGCGUCCUUCUGACCCCGAGUCACAGCAGGACCUUGAUGAUUUAACUGUGCUGAAGUCACUGGCUGAUGGGCAGAAACCUAAAGACUCCACAGAUGUGCCAAACAAAAAGGACGUCCUGUAUGUUCCAGAUGAGUCUGACUCGACCAAGAGCAGACGUCUGGCUGAGGACUACGACUCCACUAAGAACGGGAUGGACUACGGCAAGUACCAGGAUGACCCUGAAAGCUUUCGUCAAGUCGAUGGCACUCCACUGACAGCAGAAGACAUCGUCCAGAAGAUCGCAAACAAAAUCUACGAGGAGGACGACAGAGGAGUGUUCGACAGAAUCGUCUCCAGACUGCUCAAACUGGGGCUGAUCACAGACAGCCAGGCGGACACACUGGAGUACCAGGUGGCCGAGGCUCUGCAGGAUCUCAUCACUAAAAAUGCUAAGAACAACGAGAUCGAGGAUAUGGAAAAUAAUGACCAAGAGCCCAGAGCGGAGCAGGAUGACCAGGGUUCUGACGCAAACCCGGAUACAUGGGAGCCACCCAGGCGCCGCUACAAUGACGAUGAGGAGGAUGAAGAGGACGAUGAUGAUGAGAUUGUGGAUGAGGUGGACAGAGACGCAGAGGAAGAGCAAGACACAGGGGACAACACCUGGGAGAAAGAUACCGAUGAGGGCAACGAGGUGAGACCUGAAGACGGGCUCCAGGACCUGCAGUACUUCCCCAACUUCUACCGUCUGCUCCGGAGCCUCGACUCAGAACAAGACACUCAGGAGAGAGAGACACUGAUCACCAUCAUGAAGACGCUGAUUGACUUUGUGAAGAUGAUGGUGAAGUACGGCACCAUCACGCCUGAGGAGGGAGUGUCCUAUCUGGAGAACCUGGAUGCUAUGAUCGCCAUGCAGACCAAGAACAAGCUGGGCAAGUCUCUGGGGCCUCCUGAUUUCAAUGGACCCAACGGAAAAAUUUUGGAUGAGGAUGACAACACCAAGGCUGAGGCCGCCAAGAUGCAGAAAGAGUACGAGAACCUGAAAGACUCAACCAAGGAGGAGCAGCCAUCAUCAGAGACCAGUCAGCCAGGCAAGUCAGAGACGUAUCUGGAGGCAAUCAGGAAGAACAUCGAGUGGCUGAAGAAACACAACAAAGACGAAGGCAAAGAUGAUUAUGACCUGUCCAAGCUGAAGGACUUCAUGGACCAGCAGGUUGACUCGUACAUUGAGAAGGGAAUCAUUGCCAAAGACGAGGGCGACACCAUCAAGAGGAUCUACAGCAGCCUGUAACGCCAUCGUCCUCCCUGGCCUGUACACACAGGACUGAAUCUGAAUUAAAGAACUCCAACCAAACCCUGAUUAUUAACAGUUAUUUCCCAUGGCAUGGUAAAGUAUAUACUGUGUAUUCAAAUCUACCUGCUAAGAGGAACUUGUUUGCCCUCCCAGACAUUCCCAAAAUGCAUCGAGAGAAGUGAUUUAAUCAAACUCAAUCAAUGAAAUGAUAGAGAUAUUCUACAGCUACCUAACUGAUAAUAUUUGCACGCAAAAAAUCACAACGUAAAAAUGAAAAGUGUAUGAUUAAUAGAAAAUUAAAGUAUUUUAUGUUACCAAUUCACCAAUAAAUUGCUAGCAUUUACUCCUGAAUCCUGAGGGAAGUGAAUCCUACGAGUAUGAUGCUGUAGCUUCGCCAUCAACUACUGUCUCUGCUUCAUUUUUAUAUCAAGAUGUACUCAUUCUGUGUAACCUGUCUUAGACAAUUAUAUUUCUUUUUUUCCAGUGUUUAUGUAAGAUCUUUAUGUAUUUCUUGCUUUUUAUUUUACCAAAAAUAUAUUUGUUGUGUAUCAUGUCAAUGCCCUCUGAACUCCUGUAUUCAGUUCUGCUGUAAUUCUUCUGGAGCCCACUAGAGGGCAGUGUCUGUACCAUCACUUCUCUCUGCAUGUCUCUGUGAGUUCGACAUAUCCAUCUCUGUAGAGCCAGAAGAUAAGUAUUUUUAAAUGUAAAUAUUUGUGAUUUUUUCCUAAAGUUUAAAAGCAAUUAAAACAUUGCCUUUUCUUUA
This is a messenger RNA of Notolabrus celidotus (New Zealand spotty), 2646 nucleotides long. It is a transcript of the gene scg3, whose product is annotated as secretogranin III. Gene Ontology annotation, cellular component: secretory granule membrane. The record is from RefSeq and is a predicted model, not a curated record. Gene Ontology annotation, biological process: protein localization to secretory granule. Lineage: Eukaryota; Metazoa; Chordata; Actinopteri; Labriformes; Labridae. The transcript is spliced from 12 exons. Bases 405 to 1880 code for a protein of 491 amino acids.